Molecule: messenger RNA, 1602 nt
Organism: Cavenderia fasciculata
Lineage: Eukaryota; Evosea; Eumycetozoa; Acytosteliales; Cavenderiaceae
Exons: 2
Coding region: 1-1602 (533 amino acids)
Source: RefSeq, a predicted model, not a curated record
AUGGGUACAACUACAACUACAGAAGUAAAAGAGGAGGAGAAAAAUGGAACAGGAAAUGGAAAUGAAAAUGAAAAUGAAAAUGAAACGAAUGGAAAUAGAGAAAAUGAAAAUAGUAGUCCGCCUCAUCACAUUUCAAUUCCAUUAAAUAUGUCAAUGUCACAAAUAGAGAUACACCAAUACAUUGAGAAACCAACAUUUAAACAAUUGACAAUACGUAUCGUUACAUCGAUUGUACCAUGUUUGGUGGCAGCUGUUUAUAUAUCGAGUUUUAAACCAUACAAUAUCUAUGAGUUUAUAUGGCCGAUGGCUUUGGUCGGGUUGGCUAUAAGCUCGGCCAAUUCAGUUGCCUAUGGAUGUCUGUUGCUCAAGGUAGACUGGAGCAAAAGAUUUAUAUUCUCUACUGCAUUGGUGUGGGUGGGUGCACCUGUGCUGUGGACCAUUCUCCAAGAGACUGGAGUGUUUCCCCAACCUGGUAACCUACUCGUUACAACAGUCAUCCCACUCGAUAUCAUUUGGCUUGGUAUUGCCUACAUACUCAUUAAAAAAGAGGUUCAGAGUAGAUCGAAAAACUAUAAAAAGAGAUGGUUGGCUUUUCUUUUUGCAUUUUUCGUCAAUUAUGUCUAUGCAGAGUUGGGAUCGGAAUACUAUAAACUGUACAUAGAGUCUGGACCAAAAUGGAGGAUUGCACUACCCAUCAUAUACACUGUCGUAAUGCGUGUCAUUCAAUGGGCUCUAGACAUACUCUGCUAUAGAUGUGCCAAGGGGACAUCCAACCUAAUCAUCAUUGUUGGUCGCAUCAUAUUUUCACUCUACAGUUAUUUAGUACUUGCCUAUGCCCAAUCAUACGUACAUAUCAUCCCAGUCAUUCUCUCCAAGUUUGGUCUCAACUUGGGGUUUGCCAUCCUCGUCCAUUUCCCUCGAAUCCAACCUUUUCUCCUUUCCCUUCUCCCCAUUAAAUGUCGUUCAUUUAUUGAAUCAAAUUUUAUGGAAAAUAACAAUAAUAACAAUACCAACAACAAUAAUAGUAAUAAUAAUUUAAGUUUAAAUAAUAUUAGUAGUAAUAAUAAUAAUAUUAAUAAUAAUAAUAAUAAUGGUAGUAAUAAUAAUUUAAGUAGACCAAAAUUACAAUAUACAAAAUCAACAUUAAAACUUCAAGUACCGUCGAGUCAACAUGCAGGACAAGAAAGGAAAGCAACGGAAUUAUGGUUUUCAAUGUUUUCUGAUUGGUUUGCAUUGGUACUAUUGAUCAUUUUAAAUUUGUUGGGGAGAUAUAAUAGAGGCAAUGAAACAUACUGUACAGAAUAUAAUUUCCAAGGAAACCAACAAUUUUAUCAAUUCCUUGGAUACUUGGGAGUAUGUUUGAUUACGACAACCGUAUAUUAUAUUAUUAUCUGGACAAGUGUUAUUUGGAAAACUAGCAGUACAACCAAUUCACAAAUCAUCGACAACAUAAUACUCAGAAUUUCAAUCAACUGGUUUCCAAAUCAACAUUUUAUAAUAUCUAUCAUCAACAUGAUGCUCAUCGUAGUAAUGUAUUAUGUUGCACUUGUUCCAAUCUUCUCAUCUGACCAAAUUACCAAAGGUAAUGGUUAUUGUAAUUAA